This is a messenger RNA of Guyanagaster necrorhizus, 2656 nucleotides long. RefSeq names its product 2-isopropylmalate synthase. The transcript has 5 exons. Gene Ontology annotation, molecular function: 2-isopropylmalate synthase activity. Bases 36 to 2426 code for a protein of 796 amino acids. Gene Ontology annotation, biological process: L-leucine biosynthetic process. Gene Ontology annotation, cellular component: mitochondrion. NCBI's taxonomy places the organism in Eukaryota, Fungi, Basidiomycota, Agaricomycetes, Agaricales, Physalacriaceae. The record is from RefSeq and is a predicted model, not a curated record.
CUCUUAAAAACUUUUCUUUACUUCGAUCCACCACCAUGCCCAUGCUAGCUGACCCUUCCCAAAAGUACAAGCCGUACACUCCACUGAACCUCAAGGAUCGCCAGUGGCCGUCGAAAACGUUCACCAAGCCUCCCAUCUGGUUGUCGACCGAUCUUCGAGAUGGUAAUCAGGCUCUGGCCAACCCAAUGUCCAUUGAGCAAAAGACGACUUUUUUCAGGGAGCUCGUUAAAUGUGGUGUCAAGGAAGUCGAGGUCGCAUACCCUGCCGCUAGCGACACUGAUUUCUCCUUCGUGCGAGGUCUCAUCGAAAACCAUGAAAUCCCCGACGAUGUAUGGAUACAAGUCUUGACACCAGCCCGGGAAGACUUGAUAAAACGCACGAUUAACGCUGUCGCUGGAUGCAAGCACGCCAUUAUUCACAUGUACAAUGCCACGUCGCCCUUGUUUCGAAAUGUCGUGUUUCGAAAUUCAAAGGAACAGACCAUCGAACUCGCCGUUACGCACACCAAAAUCAUCAAACAACUGACGGAGGAAUGCACUGCAAAAUACGGAACCCAAUUCCGCUAUGAAUACAGUCCGGAGAUGUUUACCCAAACAGAGCCGGAUUUUGUACUGGAAAUUUGCGAGGUUGUCAAGACGGCCUGGGGAAAGGCCGGUACCGAUUUCGAGAACAAAAUCAUCUUCAAUCUUCCAUCAACAGUGGAGAUUGCCCCACCGAAUUAUUAUGCCGAUCAGAUUGAAUAUUUCUGCACCAGGAUUUCGGAGCGGGAGAAAAUUCUAGUCAGUCUACAUCCUCAUAACGAUCGAGGAACUGGAAUUGCAUCGGCUGAGCUUGGUUUCCUGGCUGGUGGUGACCGUAUCGAGGGAUGUUUCUUCGGUAACGGAGAGCGAACAGGAAAUGUCGACCUUGUCAACCUCGCCCUUAACUUGUACUCUCAAGGAAUUCAUCCCAACCUCGACUUCAGCGACCUACAAACCGCCAUCGAUGUUGUUACGCAAUGCAACGAUCUCCCCAUUCAUCCAAGACAUCCUUACGCAGGUGAACUCGUUUUCACUGCAUUUUCUGGGUCACAUCAGGAUGCCAUCAAAAAGGGACUCGAGGCUCAGAAGACCAGACAUGCGGCAGCCGCAGCGAAGGGUGAACCCCAGUAUUGGGAAGUGCCGUACCUACCGGUUGACCCUGCCGAUUUGGGCAUGACUUACGAAGCCUUAAUUCGUGUUAACUCGCAAUCCGGCAAAGGUGGUAUCGCCUACCUCAUCAAACAGAAUCUCCAGCUCGACCUGCCCAGAAAAAUGCAAAUCGCCUUCUACCAAGUUGUCCAAGAGGUUUCUGACCGUGAAGCUCGUGAGAUGACCGUGGAUGAUAUUACUACUGCAUUCCGAAAUGCGUACCACUUUGGUGGAUCCAAAUACAAAGGUCGUUUAUACCUACGAAACUUCAAGAUUUCCACCGAGCCCAAUCCAGAUCCUUCUGAUCUCUCUGGGGACGAAGCCGAGGAGCGCCGACGGUUCGAUGGCACCAUAUCUGUCGAUGGUGUCCUACGCGUCAUCCGAGGUGACGGCAAUGGUCCUUUAUCCGCCCUCCUCGACGCUCUCCGUACCCAUCUACACAUCGACCUCUCCAUCCGCGAAUACACCGAACAUACGAUAGACCUCGAAGAGGGCCAAAACGCCCGUGCUGCCUCUUACAUAGAGGUCGUCCCUGCCGGGGACCGCAAAUCCGCACAGUCAUGGUGGGGUGCUGGUGUCGACUCUGAUAUUUCGGGAGCUGGAUUACGCGCAGUGAUCAGCGCGGUAAACAAUGCCAUCGGGGAUCAGGAACUGCCUGAGCUCAAAUUGACGGUAGGGUUCAAUGCCAAGUUGGGCCAGGGAGACGUAGCAAGUGUCAUCGUCAAUGCUCUCGGUUUAGAGCUUCCGCGGAGGUUCCAAGCUUCGUUCUUCGAGGUCGUGCAACGUGCAGCGAGGGUUACUGGCGAAAUCUCGGUGGGAGCAUUGACAGAGCUCUUCAAGACGACAUAUGAUUAUGACGUCCUGACACCGUCCGCUAAAUUCUCCGUGACUUCGUUUAACCUGGAACACGUUGAUGCGACCAAGCGCGUGUUGACGGGAGAAUUUAUUCUAUUUGGUUCGCAGAGGAAGGUCAGAGGGGAGGGUAAUGGACCUUUGUCAUCUUCUGUCAGUGCGCUGCACUCUUAUAUUGAGGGCAUGUUGACGGUUCGGGAGUACUCAGAACAUUCGAUCGGAGAGGGCACUGAAGUCGUCGCCGCGUCGUAUGUAGAGCUCCUGUAUGAGCUGCUGGGAGAGAAGAAGAGGAGCUCGUGGGGUGUUGCCACGGAUGCCGAUAUUACGGCUUCUGGUAUCAAAGCAGUCUUGAGCGCAGCAGCAAAGCUGGAGCUGGUACCUAAAAAAGUUGUUAAUGGCCACUAAGGUGGUGUUGGUGGGAGAAGUUGUAUGUUUGUGUAUUUCUUGAAUUAAUGAAAUUAGCGUUAGUUAACGCUUCGAAUAUUAUUCGUAACGAUUUAACAAAAGAACGACAAACAGAAGGUUACAUACUGAGUCAUUGAAGGCUACAAGAAGAGGUGAAACCACCACGUAUAUAUGUACAUGAUCUACUACAUAUCAUCAGUACUUGAAUGUUAUGGGUAUUGUCGUGAAUG